CGCAUUUGCGGCGAAAGGGCUGAGGAUUUUUACGCGGUUGUUUGUGUUUAUAUGCCAAAUUAUGAGUGGAUUACUGGAUUGUUCGAUUGUAGAUUAGUGGGCAGGCGAUUUUUGUGUUUAUAUUGGUUAAGUGAGGGAACGUCACCUCGACAGAAAAGUGGACCCUCCCGGUAGCGUAGUUCAGCUGAUUCGAAAUAGUGAGUCCCGAUUGAAUAGUAGUACGGCGGUUGCUUUUGAGAAAGGUCGGUGGAUUUCUUCUUUCCCGUGCCAUGGUUAUCUAUUCCUGGAUGGAAUUCUGACUUUUCGGACUCGCCGAUUAUGAAACUGGCCAUCGAUUCGUGAUAAUUUUCAGUGUAACCGGCAAUUGUAAAGCUUCAAAGUGGCAACCGACGCGGAUUCCACAACUCGGAAACGAAAUAUGCUCAAAUUCCUCACACACAAACUGAAAACCCAUUCGAUCAACGAGGAAAAUCAAGCAGUCAAGGCGGAUGAGAACCACGAUUCCGGAACAGAGUCAGAUGAGGAAAUCGACGCUCCAGAUUUGAGACCAGUUCCAGACCGGGUGAGCAUUUCACCGGCAGAUACAGGAUGUUCGCUGGAAAGUCCCCGUCCCGACCAACAAGACGCCCAUAGUUCCGAGGAAGAACUGGAGGUGAUCAACAGCAACCGCAGGAUCGAAAGUACACCCAGACCUUUGAGGACGGCAUCAGUCUGCUUAGCGGAAAAACGAAAGUGGUCACAGGUGGGGGAUGUACAAAGUCGAAGCAGAUACUCCCCCGAAAACGAAGAAAACAUGUCACACUUCGGCAACCUGAGCCCGCAGUCGUCUUGUUCUCCAAACUUAAAAUGUUGCGGCGAAGAUGGAGUUCACAUCGACCAUUCCGGUUCAUCCGAUGAUGAGGUUCAUCAUCUUCUGAACCCCCGAGCAACUCCCGUGCAAUUCAGCACCUCUCCGCCCCUGGAAGCGGUCAAACCUGAGAGGAGAUCAGUUGUAAACAAAGGACGUACGACGAGCCCGCCGACCAAAAUCCUCCACUACGAGAUGUCCCCCAGAAAACGAACUAGGCAUAUGAGGCAUGCGCAUAUUCAGAGGCCAUAUCUAGAUUUUGAAAAAAUGCAACAGUUGAAGACCAGAUCGGUGACGGCUUGGAGACACUCCGGUGAUCACGCGGGCGAGCUGUCGGUUUUCUGCUGGUGAGACGAGUUGAAGGGGCGUUCUCCGUCGCCCUGUACCCUGUCGAAAACCCCUCUGUCGGGCAGCCUGCCAUCCCUGUGGCCCGACGACCAACCUUCGUCGUCGUCGGCGGAUCCAUUUUGAGCUAACCUAAAAUUCACUAAAAAAAACUAUCGGAAGUGGACGCAAACGGUGGUAGUUUUAAAUGUAAUCACCUCGAGUUCAACCAUGAAUGUUUGAUGACGGACCAUAUAGUUUUUAUAUAGAUGCUUUUACGACUUGGGAACCAAUGCAAUGGCAUAUUCUAAGAUUUAUCAACUGGUAAUGACGGAACCAAAAAUAAUAGAAAUUUAUAUUUCUCUAUCUAUUACCAAAUAAAUAUACCAAUUAUCGAAACUGUU
This is a messenger RNA of Leptinotarsa decemlineata (Colorado potato beetle), 1575 nucleotides long. It is a transcript of the gene Reph, whose product is annotated as Regulator of eph expression. NCBI's taxonomy places the organism in Eukaryota, Metazoa, Arthropoda, Insecta, Coleoptera, Chrysomelidae. The record is from RefSeq and is a predicted model, not a curated record.